Molecule: messenger RNA, 1911 nt
Organism: Talpa occidentalis (Iberian mole)
Lineage: Eukaryota; Metazoa; Chordata; Mammalia; Eulipotyphla; Talpidae
Gene: GPHB5
Product: glycoprotein hormone subunit beta 5
Exons: 3
Coding region: 1474-1866 (130 amino acids)
Biological process (GO): G protein-coupled receptor signaling pathway; regulation of thyroid hormone receptor signaling pathway
Cellular component (GO): extracellular region; cytoplasm
Molecular function (GO): hormone activity
Source: RefSeq, a predicted model, not a curated record
CUCAACAAUGUAUGUUUCAGGUCUAAUCUGAAAGGGUUGAACAGAGCUCUUCAGAACCCCCUCAGGAUGACUGCUCACCUCCCACUGGCUAGUUCUUGGCAAGGAAGAUUAUGCCAGGUAGACAGUUGUUUCCACCGUGUCCCAUUUCUAGAUAUGCCACAGACAGGAUGGAGGGCUGAGUGGAGUCCUUUAUUGCAAGCCCAGUUCAAUUUUCUACACAUUCAAUAAUCUGAUACUAGAGAUAGGUAAUUGAUGUGUUAGCGGUGAAGGUUGUUAUCUGCUUUGAAAAAUCAAACCCUUAAUCAGUGACGUGUUUAUUUAAAGAACACUUUUCUUUGCAGAAAAUGGAAAUGUUUUAACUUAUUUAGUAUCAUUUAUUUAAUGUGCACCUUAAUCUCUCUGCAUCAUUAUUUGCUGUGAUAUGUAAACUCCUAAGGGCAACAACAAUGUCUGCUUCAUUUAUUUUUUAGAGCACCCAGAAUACAACUUUGAACAGCUAGCUUUUUCAUCCAUCUGUAUGCUGCUGUUGCAGACCGGAAUAAAAACUAUGUUCCAUAGUGAUAAAGAAGACUGUUUCAUUCUUAGUUUAGACUUUCAAGAACUGUGAAUCAAACAGUAAACUUCUGUUAGACCAGCAAUGAAUACUCUUUAUGCAGCACAAAUGUUUAUUUAUUGGUCUAUGUUAAAGUAUCAAUAUUAAAUGAUUUUCUAAUAUGAAAGUCUGUUCGAUGAAAAAAUGUGAAAAAUGCAGGAAACUGUAUAGAAUAAAUGAAAAGUCAUGUUUCAUUUCCAUGCUGGAAGAUAAUCACUUUGAACAUAUUGGUGUUCUUUCCCUAUGAUUCAUUUUAAUGUGUUAUUAAUAUUAUUUAAUACCUAACUAAUUUUAAGACUUUCAAAAUAAUCCUUCUUAUUGUGAUUCCAUCCUUUCAAUUGGUGAUCCCAAGUUUGUUCCAGGAAGAAUUAUUGUUUUGCUUUUUUUAAAUGUAUUGAAACAUGUUGUGAGUUAAAGGAAAGAGUUUGCCAUGAGCUGCUAGAGACUGACUUGUAUCAAAGGAAACUUGUGGUUACCACAAAGGAAAAUUUAAUCCACCUUGCCCCAGUGCAUUUGUUCUCCCAGAGAACCAGGUGAACUACCUUUGACUGUUUCCCUGGGAUUAUGUCACCCACCAAGGUAACUUUCUGUUCCAGUAGAUGAUGUUAAGAAACAAAGCAACACCCUUUAAGCUAAUCAGUUUUGGAAAAUAGAGACUGGCUUUAUAUCCAGGGCUUUGAUGUGUUUAGUGGUUCCAGUAAGGAUCUGCCUCUCUUUUGUUUUGAUUGACAAGAUCUGUCUAUAUAUUUGGGCAAUCAAGCAGCCCAGUAACAGGGUAGAGACAUUUACCCAGAGCAAACUUCUACCACUCGUCGUGACUUUCUGAAGUCUUGUGUGCAAGUUUCAGCUCCAAAAGAAGAGUUAGAUCCAGCAAAAUCAGCAUGAAGGUGGCUUACCUCUUCCUUGGCUCCAUGGGCCUCCUGCUCCUGGCUGGCCGUGGCUGUGUCCACAGCACCUCCAGCGGGAAUCUGCGCACCUUUGUAGGCUGUGCCGUGAGGGAAUUUACCUUCCUGGCCAAGAAGCCGGGCUGCAGGGGACUUCGUAUCACCACGGAUGCCUGCUGGGGCCGAUGUGAAACCUGGGAGAAGCCCAUUCUGGAACCCCCCUACAUUGAAGCUCAUCAUCGAGUCUGCACCUACAAUGAGACCAAACAGGUGACGGUCAAGCUGCCCAACUGUGCCCCAGGGGUUGACCCCUUCUACACCUACCCUGUGGCCAUCCGCUGUGACUGCGGGGCCUGCUCUACGGACACCACAGAGUGCGAGACCAUCUGAAGCUGGUGCGGCCUGUACAACAGCUGGUGGCCUGAACCUCACAGA